AUGGUGUCCAUUGUCACCGAGGCAUGGGCGCUCGCCGGAUGCGGCCCGGCGUCCAAGGCUGCGGCGGUGGCGACGCAAGAGUUGCCGGUGCAGCAGCAUCCUCCUGCUUUUGCAGCAGCAGGGAAGACCAAGAAGAGAGCCGUGUCGUUCAGAGGCGUCAGCAGCGGCGGUGGUCAGGACCACCGGCGUGAGGCCGCCGCCGUCGUCGGCCGGCGGCGCGGCCUCGCGUCGUGCGCGCUCGCCGCCCUCGCCGCCUCGUUCUCCCCGCUCGCCGCCGACCGUGCCGCGCGGGCCCUCGUCCUCGAGGAGGACGACGACAUCGAGCUCCUGGAGCGCGUGAAGGAGGACAGGAAGAAGCGGCUGCAGAAGCAAGGCGUCAUCAGCUCCUCUGGCACCGAGACCGGAUAUUUGCAGGACCUCAUCUACAAGCUGAGCAAAGUUGGGCAGGCCAUUGACAAGGAUGAUCUCCCAGCCGCAAGCAGCGUGCUGGGACCAAGUUCAGACGCCCAGUGGGUGCAGAACAUCAAUGUGGCUUUCUCCAAGUUCAGCUCAAGCCCAGAGGAGAGGAACGUUGUUGACAGCUUCAACAGCUCACUGGCCACAUUGUUUACAUCAGGUUUCAUGGAUCCUCUGGUUUCAGUGAACAAGCUCGACGCUGAAUCCUCAAAGUCGGCGUUCGUGUCGUCUGCAACGGCGUUGGAGAAAUGGAUAGCGUUAGCCGGACUGGGUGGCCAGCUCAAAGGCUACUGA
Messenger RNA from Miscanthus lutarioriparius, 750 nucleotides. The record is from the annotation of a GenBank genome assembly. Lineage: Eukaryota; Viridiplantae; Streptophyta; Magnoliopsida; Poales; Poaceae.